UACGUCGCGCUCCUGCCGUUCCGUAUCUAUUUGUAUCGACAUAGGGUUCAGCGUUUAUUUAGACGCCGCACAACAAUUACACUCGGCAUGGCAGGAGGGCGACGAAUGGAUCUUGCUUAACUGAGUACAGGCCUUCUUAGUGUUGACUGAACCAAACUUCGAAACAUCAAUCGCCGUUUAAGUGGUGAAGGUUCUUGUCAAUCAUGCCGAAUGACAUCUUUGUAUGCUUCUUGCUUAUCAUCGCGGUAUCAUCAGUAUUCAAUUCAGAGGAUUGCCGCAUAGUGAACUGGCGAUUUCCCGCUGAGCACAAAGCACUGCAGGGUCACGUGAUCGCUACAGUCUCCGUACAGACUGGCAGUGCGUGCGAGACGGCGUGUCACCAAGAGCCGAAUUGCGUGUCGUGUAACUUUAACCGUGAGAACCUCACAUGUGAGCUUAGUAACAGCAGCGACCAGACACACCCCGAUAGCGUGGUAGACGCCCCAGGAUGGACGUAUAAUGCAUUUGAGAAUGACUGCAUUGGGCGUAGCUGUCCACCGGGGACCGUUUGCCAGGUUGGUUACGGAGGACUUGGUGAAUAUCGCUGCAAAGGACAAUUUAUUGCCCAUUUUCCCGCCACUCUUCAUGUAUACGCGUUGAAGUUCCAUCCUCUGCCUCUCAUUAAUGUCUUCUCGGUGUCCGUGUGGUUCAAGACCAAUCUCGUAUCAGGAUCCAACCAUCAAACCAUUGUCUCUAUUGUCGCCAAAGACUACCCCAAGAUAGACGCUUUUAAUAUAGAUCUGCGCGGAAACGGAAUAAGAAUUGAAUCUAACGGGAAAAACCGAUUGAUCUCAUCCGGGGAACUCCGCGAUGGAAACUGGCACCAUAUGGUGUUCACAUGGAGCGCUGCGAAUGGUGACUGGGAGCUUUACCUCAACGGAACCCUAUCGGAUAGCGAAAGUGGUUUUUCAACCGGUUUCUCGAUGGCUAGCGGGUAUUUGGUGGCAGGACACGAGCAGGAUUCAUACGGUGGGGGUUUUGAAAAAAAUCAGGGAUUCUACGGCAGCAUGGUGGGUUUAAACCUAUGGUCACGUGUGCUGAGCAAGAGCGAGAUAACCCAUCUAGCCAAGUCCUGGUGCGCUCCACUAGAGGGGGAUCUGGUGAAAUGGCGGCAGUUCUAUCCAAGUGACGUCAGUAGCCUGGGAGGUAUCCAGAUCAAGGCGCAGAGAUGCGAAUGAAAUCGGUUACGACUGUAGCAAGCAGGCAGUGAAGAAACAUUUGUUCUUAUUUUAUUAUUAUUUUUUACCUGUUUUUACCUCUAUGAGCGUAACAUCGAAGUGAGAAUUGCUACAACAAAACAUGGUUUAAAUUAGGUACUUCUAUUAUGACUAUUAUGUAUAAUGGUAUUUAUAAGUUUAUACAAAGAAGGUAAAAUGUUUUUAGUGGUCAUUUUCAAUCAUUUUGAGGUCUUUCUAUUUGCAAUUUUAAGCUGAGCUGUACAAGUACAUGAAAUCGUAAAGAAAACUUUUUAUUGCAUAUUUUGUAUUCUAAAUCCUUUAUCUAUGGCUAAAUUUCAAUGUGAAUUUUAAAGCAUUUUUAUUGGAAACACCAUUUAUAACUUAAUAAAAAAAAGUACGCAUGCAGUUCAAAAGUAAUUAAAAGACUUUCCAGUG
Messenger RNA from Nematostella vectensis (starlet sea anemone), 1652 nucleotides. Its product is annotated as sushi, von Willebrand factor type A, EGF and pentraxin domain-containing protein 1. Bases 204 to 1217 code for a protein of 337 amino acids. The record is from RefSeq and is a predicted model, not a curated record. NCBI's taxonomy places the organism in Eukaryota, Metazoa, Cnidaria, Anthozoa, Actiniaria, Edwardsiidae. The transcript is spliced from 5 exons.